Molecule: messenger RNA, 345 nt
Organism: Cyphellophora attinorum
Lineage: Eukaryota; Fungi; Ascomycota; Eurotiomycetes; Chaetothyriales; Cyphellophoraceae
Product: Transcription initiation factor IIA subunit 2
Exons: 3
Coding region: 1-345 (114 amino acids)
Biological process (GO): transcription initiation at RNA polymerase II promoter; RNA polymerase II preinitiation complex assembly
Cellular component (GO): transcription factor TFIIA complex
Molecular function (GO): RNA polymerase II general transcription initiation factor activity; TBP-class protein binding
Source: RefSeq, a predicted model, not a curated record
AUGGCGGCAGCCGCACAAGCCCAGUACUAUAACCUCUACAGAGGCAGCAGUGUUGGCGAGGCGCUCAUCGAUGCAAUCGACGAGCUGAUCAAUCAGUCACGGAUCGAGCCACAAUUAGCGAUGAAGAUAUUGGACAACUUCGACAGAGCCAUGUAUGAGAAUCUGAGCGCCAAUGUCAAGACCAGAGUGACGUUCAAGGGCCACCUGGAGACCUAUCGAUUCUGCGACGAUGUGUGGACUUUCCUUGUCAAGGACGUCAAGUUCAAGUCGGAAGGCAUGACCGAGUUUACUGGCGACAAGGUCAAGAUCAUCAGCUGUAAUGCGAAGAAGCCAGGCGAGCAAUGA